GGCACAUGCACAGUCCACUCCCCCCAACCCAUCUAUUUCUCCCUCACGUUCUUUUCUCUCAGACGUGAAGACAGCGAGCUGCAACAGUCCAACCAAUGCCAAGUUUUUGUUUUGUUUUUAUAUAUUGUUUGCCCUGUACACCACGUUGUGCGCAAUCUGGCCAGUGUCAACAGUGUCAAGUUUUGAUGGGACUUGAGAGACAGCUCUCCAAAUGGACACACAAAGGCUCAAGGAAAGGAAGGUGUGCGUCAAAUACUACCUAGUUUGUGGUAUUGUCUGUUUCUUGGACUCGGCAUGGGGACAGAUCCGCUACUCCAUCCCAGAAGAGCUGGAACACGGCGCCUUCGUGGGAAACAUAGCCGAGGACUUGGGUUUGGAUUUGGAGAAACUCUCUGCGCGAAGAUUCCGCAUUGUUUCCGGCACCAGGAGACAGUAUGUGGAGGUCAAUUUGGAAAAUGGAGUUUUAUUUGUAAACGAAAAGCUAGAUCGCGAAGAACUGUGCGAGCAGAGUUUGGCGUGUUCUUUCCAUUUGCAAGUAGUGAUCGAAAACCCCCUUGAGCUGUACAGAGUCGAAGUGGAAAUUCUGGACGUAAAUGACAACUCUCCCAGCUUCCCCUGGACCGAAUUUAAUUUGGACAUUUCGGAAUCCGCAGCGCCGGGGUCCCGCUUCCCACUUGAGAGCGCACAAGAUUUGGACGUGGCUUCCAAUUCGUUGCGCACUUAUUUGCUGAGCGUCAACGAGCAUUUCACUUUGGACAUCCAGACGAGAAGUGACGGCAGUAAAUUCGCCGAACUCGUCCUUCAGAAGCCUUUGGAUCGGGAACAGCAAAGCGCGCACCAGAUGGUGCUGACGGCGGUGGACGGGGGUUCUCCGGAGAGGUCCGGAACGGCGCAAAUCGACAUCACUGUGUUGGACGCCAACGACAACGCGCCGGUGUUCGACCAGUCUUUCUAUCGAGUACGACUGGCGGAAAACGCACCCAAAGGUUCCGUUGUCAUCAAACUAAACGCCUCCGAUUUAGACGAGGGCACCAACGCUGACAUCAUCUAUUCUUUCAGCGGACACGCGCCCAUCAAAGUGCGCCAGCUUUUCCUCGUGGACGCGCGCACGGGGGAAAUCAAAGUGAAGGGGCUGAUCGAUUAUGAAAAAGCAAGGAUGCAUGAAAUUUACAUCCAGGCGAAGGACAAAGGUCCUUCCGCUGUCGCGGUCCACUGCAAGGUGCUGGUAAACGUCUUGGAUCAGAAUGACAACCUCCCAGAGGUCAUUCUAACGUCCGUGUCCACACCUGUGCACGAGGACGCGCCCCCGGGCACUGUCAUAGCUGUCAUCAGCGUCACGGACAAGGACUCGGGGGAAAACGGCAAGGUAGACUGUGAGAUCCCAAAUCUCAUCCCCUUCCAGCUCCACUCUUCUUUUCAAAACUACUACACUUUAGUGACAAGUGAUUUUUUGGACAGGGAAGCAAUGGCAGAGUACAACAUCACACUCACUGCAAGAGAUAUGGGUUCUCCACCUUUAUUUACAAGGAAAACAAUUGUGGUCCAAGUAUCCGAUGUCAAUGAUAAUGCGCCUCUAUUCAAACAACCUUCUUAUACUGUGUAUUUGACAGAGAAUAAUGCACCAGGGGCCUCCAUCUGCUCCGUGACAGCACAAGACCCAGAUUAUGGCCAAAAUGCGUACCUGUCUUAUUCUAUUAUAGAAGAUGACAUACAGAAGAUGCCAGCCUCUACGUAUGUUUCCAUCAAUUCCGAUAAUGGCAAUAUUUACGCCCUCAGAUCGUUUGACCACGAGCAGUUGAAGAACUUUCAAAUCACAGUGCAAGCUCAAGAUGCCGGCUUCCCGCCAUUGAGUGGCAACGUUACUGUGACCGUAUUUAUUUUGGAUCAAAAUGACAACGCGCCCGUCAUUUUGUCACCUCUUCCUAAAAAUGGGACGCCUCCGAUGGAAGCUGUGCCGAGAUCCGUGGACGCAGGUUACCUGAUCACCAAAAUACGAGCGGCGGAUGCAGACGCUGGCCAGAACUCGCGCCUUUUCUACCAAAUGCUCCAAGCGACUGACCCGAGCUUGUUCAGCGUGGCCUUAUACACGGGGGAAAUUAGGACAAUACGACAGUUAGUGGAGAAAGACCCCACGAGGCACAGAUUGGUCAUUCUGGUGAAGGACAAUGGCCAACUCCCCCUCUCGGCCACAGUUUCCAUCAUUCUGUCAGUGGUUGACAGCCUGCCAGAAUCUCAGCCCGAUUGGGGCGACCUGUCACUGAGCCCCCGUCACAGCUCCAACUUUAGCCUCUACUUAAUCGUGUCUCUAGGCGCUGUAUCCUUAACGUUUCUAGUGGCUAUCAUUGUCAUUGUUAGUGUGAGGAAGCUGAAGGACAGAGUGUCCAACAGAGAGUCCAACUUCCCCUCCGCAAACAUGUGCUGCUGCUGCUGUCGUUCGGUUUCGAGCGACUCUGACCUCUUCAAAAAGACCAAUUUGAAUAUCAGAAUGUCAGCAGACGCAGUCGGAUGCACAGAGGUGAGCAGUAAUAGCGCACUCCCGCAAGCUUACUGCUACAAGAUGUGUCUGACGCAAGAAUCCUCCAAAAGUGACUUUAUGUUCUUAAAGCCCUGCAGUCCAGUAUUAUCUGUUCGGCAAAAUAAUACCAAAAGCUCAGACUACAUGACAUCUGGUUGGAGCGCACUGGAGCGUAACCAUCUUGCCAACAAUAGAACCUCAACUCCAAAAGAGCUUAAGAAUUCCAGCAAGGAUUGGACCUGGACCAAGAAUCAACGGAAUUCAGCAUACAAAAGAUACAGUUCUGGAAAUAUGGAAAGCACGUUAUCACGUCCACAGCAGUUUGACGCUGAUGAGUAUUUCUGCUCUGUGGCGCCACAGUAUUGGACUUGGGGAACCCAUAUGAGCGACUGCAAGACGUCUCUUCAGGACGAAAACAAUCAAAACUUCCCCUGGACUCCGAAGCGCAAUCAGCCUCAGACUGAUGUAGUCGACGAUCAACACCGUGUGUAUAUUCCCUCUGAAGCACCUGACUACCAGCACAAUGUGUAUAUUCCUGGCACCACAUCAGGCUACAGCACACUCAAACUUGCGCCCCGGGGUGACCUAGAUGUAUACAAUACCUUUUCUACUUUUGGGAAGAAAAAGAAAUUAAUCUCUAAAUAUGAACAGCCUUAUGAGAAAGACGAUGGGUUCAUAAGCAGUGGUAUCUUUAAAUAAGACAUCAACCAUGCUCUUCAAAAUGUGUAUUAGGCCUAGACAAUAAAUAUCAAUUUUCAUGAAUUAAUUACGUUUUUUUGUUUGUUUGUUUAUUUGCUUUGUUUUUGCAUAUGCAACCCCUAGCAAAAAGUAUGGAAUCAUCAUGUUUAUUUGCUUUGAUUUUGCAUGUACAACCCCUAGCAAAAAGUAUGGAAUCACCAGUCUCAGACGAGCACUCAUUCAGACAUUUUAUUAUGUAGAACAAACUCAGACAAAAAGCUUAUAAUGAAUUAGUACAAAAGUGCAAGUCUAUAGCAUUCAGAAACACUAAAAGAAAUGAAUAAAAAAACAUUGGGGUGGUCAGUAAAUGUUGUUUUUAUAGCGCAAGUGCAGGGAAAUAUAUAUGGGAUCACUCCAUUCUGAUGAAAAAAUAUGGAAUCAUGACAAACAAACACAGAAAUAACUAUCAAAACACAUCUCUAGUAUUUAGUAGCACCACCUCUGGCUUUUAUGACAGCUUUCAGUCAUCAGCUCUGAGGCAUGGACUUGAUAAGUAUUCUUCAUCAAUUUGGUGCCAACUCUCUUUGAUUGCAGUCUCCUGAUCAUCCUUGCAGGUCAGAACCUUGCUGUGGAUCUUUUUUUUUUUUUUUUUUUUUUCAAUUUCCACCACAGGUUUUCAAUAGGGUUGAGAUCUGGGCUAUUUGCAGGCCAUGACAUUGACUGGAUGAGUCUUUCUCCAAGGAAUGCUUUAACAGUUUUAGCUCUGUGGCAUGAUGCAUUGUCAUCUUGGAAAAUGACAAACAUAUGUUCGAUUGAAGGGAUAAGAAAGCUGUCUAAAAUUUCAAUGUAAACGUAUGCAUUUAUUGAAGAUUUAAUCACAGCCAUCUCCCCAAUGCAGAAAUGCAGCUCCAUAUCAUCAAGGGCUGAGGGAAUUUUGAUGUUUUCUUCAGGCAGUCAUCUUUGUAAAUCUCACUGGAACAGCACCAAACAAAAGUUCCAGCAUCAUCACCUUGUCAAGAGUCAAGAAUCUGCAUUGGACAAGGUGUGAAGAGUCUAGAAUCUGCAUUUGGACAAGGUGAUGAUGCUGGAACUUUUGUUUGGUGCUGUCCAAUGAGAUUUACAAAGAUGACUGCCCAUAUUUUUCUCCUCAGAAUGGAGUGAUUCCAUAUAUAUUUCCCUGCACUUGCUCUAUAAAAGUAACAUUUACUGACCACCGCAAUGUUUUUUAAUUAUUUCUUUUAGUGUUUCUGAAUGCUAAAGAGUUGCACUUUUCAACUAAUUCAUUAUUUUUUUCAAGCUUUUUAUCUGAGUUUCUUCUACAUGAUAAAAUGUCUGAGUGAGUUCUCGUCCGAGACUGGUGAUUCCAUACUUUUUGCUUGCUCCGUUCACCAGUCUCUAUAGAUUAAAGCAGGGGUGGGAGAAAUAUUCCACAAAGUGGGUGAGGGUUUUGUUGCAACCCAUAAAGAGGAUACUUUUUUACCAAUCUGGUGUCUUACAAGUGCAAUCAGUUGAUUGCAGUCUGGUGCUUCUUGUUUCCAUGGGCCCUAAUUGGUUAAACUGCCUGUGCUAGAUCAGUUGUAAGAAAGACUAGGACCCAUUGCGGCCCUCAAGGACCAGUUUGCCCACCCCUGCGUUAAGGGGACAACAAAAAAAGCUUUUUUAUUUCUGAUUUAUCAUUAUUAUUGUGAAUAUUCCGAUUUGUAUUUAUAAUUUAUUUGUUUUGCUCUGUGUAAUUACUAUUAGUAAUUGUACCUGCAAUAUUUGUUAAGGAUUUAGCAUAGGUUUUAGGGCUGUGGAACAAAUUAAUCGAAUUAUAACGUCCAUUUUGACUUACAAACCAGGUCCUGGAACGAAUUGAAUUUGUAUGUACUGGUCCCACUAUAUAUUAUAUACCGAAAAUUGCGGACUAUAAGGCGCACCUGACUAUAGACUCUACCCACCGGCGUCACAAAAUCACGUGAUCGCUGUAUUGUUCCGCCCCAUUGUCCGUCAUUUUGUGUCUGUAUUAUCAAUGGUCUCAAUUGAUCGAGCAAUUUAUAAUGCAUUUCAUGGAAGACCCGGUGUUUUCGGAUGCCGUAAACUCAUUGGAUGCGUUGCAUAAAAGGCGUUAUGUGGAAAAGCUUCAGUUUAUCCAUUCGCCAGAUCCAUAUUUGAUGCCUAAAUCGAUGUUUUUUGACCCGCUGUCUUUGCCGUCUUUGCCUGACAUCUGCUAGCUACCCUGAUAUUUACAACUAUCUUGUCCACACAAAAUCAGCCUAUUCUCACGAAAGUUUGAAAAACUUUAAGAGCUUGGAGGCUUAUAAAUACUUUGUUGCUGGUUGGGUGAAACAGGUCCUCGUCCACGAAAAUUCGGCAGGAAUCUAUCUUGUGCUUGGAAAGGUGAGUUACGAAAUUUUCAAUUCAAAAUCUUUUGUUCUUGCUAACAUCUACUGUCAAGUCUAAUGUAUUUCAUGUCAUUUGUCAAUGGAGCUAGGGCUUUUAAUGUUUAUAUGGUUUAGCGAUAGCACUCUCACUACAUACAUACGUGUAUGUUGUCGGCGAUUAGCCUAGCAAUGAUCUUAAUUGUGGUUGUCAGCCCAAAACCCUCUAAAUAUAUAUUAAAUGCAUCUUACCAGAUAUAAAAUGACUACUACAUAAUCUGUGGUAAUCGUCUGGAGCCCAGUUUUCUCGUCGAAUUGCAGCAGCCCAUCUCGCUCUCCUCACCGGGUCUCUCGGAAUCCGGUAGAACUUCAAGUCUCUCCGUCUAUCUUCUCUGUUAUUGCAACCGACCGCCACACACGCCUUCACCAUUUUGAUUAUUAAUGUUAACGAGCAGAAAAACACGCCGUAAAUAGGAGGAAUGUACGUAGCCGUAACAGGUAAACACGAUGUGUUGACGGACAAUUGGGCGGCACCAGUCAGGAGGGCGGAGUUGUGAUGUCGCGUGGUUAGGGUCUAUAAGCCGCCACCCACCAAAUUUGACACGACAAGGACAUUUGUUCAGAGAUAAGUCACACUGGACUAUAAGCCGCAGCUGUCCUCAUUGCAUUAUGGGAUAUUUACACCAAAAGAUAUUAACCGGUGACACUUUAUUUGACAGCAGCAUUAUACGACUGUCAUGAGACCAAAUGAACCACCAUGAAGCUUUAAACUGAUUGGCUGCAAAGCUUCAUUGCUUCAAGAAGCUUCAUUUGGACAUCACUGAUCCCUUGGGGGAGACAGUCAACCUCUGCUGCCACCUGGUGUCCACACUGUUGUUGUCCAACAUGCCUCCUAGCAUGCAUUGCAGCGCUACAGAUGUAAAUAACAAUCAAAAUUUAUGUUCUGUGCUAAUUAUUUCUUCGGUUCCUGUUCCAGUCAUUUCAUUAAUUGCUAGUUAUGGUAUUUGGUAACACUUUAUUUGACAGUCAUUAGACCAUCAUAAUUAUGAUAUGACACUGUUAUGAGCAUUAAUGAAUGCUUAUAACACAUGUCUAGUAGUUUUAUCCGGAAAAUUAUCUCACUUUUGGAAGGAUGUAAAAGAUCCGAGCCGAACAUAGAUGGAGUUAGUAACAUAAUUUGCCGGAUGACACUUAAUGACAUCUGUUAUAAGCAUUCAGUAAUGCCCAUUAUAGUGUCCUGUCAUAAUUAUGAUGGUUUUAUGACAGUCUUAUGACGCCGCUAUCAAAUAAAGUGUUACCAAUGAACCCAAAUAACUCAACAAAUAAACCGCACUGGAUUAUAAGACGCAGGAUUCCAAAAGAAGGGAAAAAAGUAGUAGCUUUUGGCCAAAAAUUACGGUAUGUAUGAAUAAAUAAAAUUAUAAAUUCAAAAAAAUGUUAAUCAGAUAAAUACAAACAGAACUCUGGAUAAGACCACCCCCAAUAACAUUCUGGUUGUUUUUGUUUCUUUCUUUUCAUAGUAGUUUACUGAUUGCCUACCACAGACACAAUAGAAAUGGAAGGACUGGGUGUGAAUGCUCAUGUUUCAUUUGCCCCUCUAAGUCGAAAUGUAUAAGACAUCUAUCAAGGUAAUGGCAGCCAAUGAAUUGAAUGAGUGCCCUAUAAAGGUUUAAACUUUUUCUGUCUUUUGUUCUUAUUGUCUCCUUAAAAUAGUAGGCGGAAGAAAAAAAUCGAUCAUAAAUCAAAUGUUUGGUGAAUUAAAAAUCUAAGAUUUUAUUUUCAGGCCAUAUCGCCAGCGUCUACUGUAUAGGAUCAGGCCAUAUCGCCAGCUACUGUAUAGGAUAUAUUUGUAAAUAGUUAGUUUUGUUCCUAUAAAAGGUUUGUAUAAGACUUUUAAAAAAUCAGAAGAGUUCAUAAGAGGUUACUUAAAAUUGUGCAGUUUUCCCAGUAAGUGUUCAAUACCUAUCGCCUGAAAUACAUUGUUAUCAUGUUAAAAUAAAGCGCUUCCACGUUGUUAUAUUUUCCUACUCAGCUGUCAUAAGUACACAUUGUUUUAACCAACUGGUUGAUUUAUCCCCAAAAAUAUAUGGUGGAAAGGUUGUUUCAGAAUUUUUCCAGAUAGUUUUGACAGUUCUUUUUCAUAUCACAAAAAACUAAUGACAAAGUAACAGUUAUGAGUUACACUGAAAUUUAAAUUGUCAUGUAAUCUGUAAACAUCCAUGAUUCACCUCACAUACAUACAUGAUUGAAAUACUUGUUUUGUACAAAGUGUAUACAGUAAAUGUAUUAUAUCAAUAAAAUUCGUU
This is a messenger RNA of Corythoichthys intestinalis (scribbled pipefish), 7859 nucleotides long. RefSeq names its product protocadherin beta-15-like. Lineage: Eukaryota; Metazoa; Chordata; Actinopteri; Syngnathiformes; Syngnathidae. The record is from RefSeq and is a predicted model, not a curated record. Gene Ontology annotation, biological process: homophilic cell-cell adhesion. Bases 212 to 3214 code for a protein of 1000 amino acids. The transcript has 4 exons. Gene Ontology annotation, cellular component: plasma membrane. Gene Ontology annotation, molecular function: calcium ion binding.